Molecule: messenger RNA, 1534 nt
Organism: Cyprinus carpio (common carp)
Lineage: Eukaryota; Metazoa; Chordata; Actinopteri; Cypriniformes; Cyprinidae
Product: transmembrane protein 164
Source: RefSeq, a predicted model, not a curated record
GGCGGGGCCCACUAUCGGUCCUCUUCCGAGAAACGCAGAGAGGAAGUGAACGCGCAGGCGUGUUGCGGUGUGGGUGGAUUUUGGGGCUGCGCGUGAACAUGGGCGGCGUUUCUAUGGUGAGGAGGUCUCUGAUACGCCACAUGGAGCAGGACACAUCGCUGCGUUUGCUGUGAUCUCAUUUUUCGGAUGAUACGUUGUAACAGCCAGCUACAUCUCUCCCAGAUCGGUCGUAGUCGCGUUUUGCAGCUGUGUUUAUGUAUUUAAGGCCCCCGGGCGCUGAUCAAGUGUCUCUUUGAAGCUUUUAUGUAAUGAUCCGCUCUGUUAAGGAAUAUUCUGGACUCUUGUUUUAGCUGAGAAUCAGGCGUCACGUUUGGAAAUGCGUCUUCCUUCCUUGGAUACAACUUGCCCUGACGAUCAUCUGUGAAUAAAAGCUUACAUCGCAUCAUAUUGUCUGUAGAUCUCUCCCACAGGUGUCUUUCACAUGAAGGAUGGAGAUCUGAUUAAACGGCGGAGGCUGUCCAGCUCCUCGAUCAUUUCAUCAUUCGUUCACCCAAUACAGAUUUGACGUUAAUGUUUCGCCAGGAGGUUGGUGUCCUGUCUUUUAUUCCGACUUGUUCGUACCUUUUCCAAUACGAGCAGAGGAACAUGUCUCGGUAUAAUAUCUACAGUCUGCUGGACUGGAUGUAUGGAGGGGUGGACCCUAUGUUUGAGGGCAAUGGAGGCCCUGAGUGCGCAGCCUUCCUCUCUCCCCGACAGAGAAUAUUUGAGACUCUGAUCAUUGUGUUCAUUUCUAUCCUGGAAGUGGUGGUGGCUUUUAAAAAGAUCAGUGUCCCUAAAGAGGUCAGAGAUGUGGGGAAAGAUGGCAGGAGGAGUAAGGAAGACACCUGGGGCAAGAACCUGUUGCUUGUGGCUCUGUGCAUGACUUUUGGAGUUGAGGUUGGGUUUAAGUUUGCCACAAAGACUGUGAUCUACCUCCUCAAUCCAUGUCAUGUGGUCACAAUGGUGCAAAUCUUCCUGCUUGCAUGUCCCCCCUGUAAAACUGCCAUGGUUAUUUUUAGGCUUCAGGUUCAUAUGCUGAAUGGAGCCCUUCUAGCGCUUCUCUUCCCAGUAGUCAACACUCGACUGCUUCCAUUUGAGAAGGAGAUCUACUAUAUUCAGCACUCCAUGCUGUAUCUUGUGCCAGUCUACCUCUUCAGAAAAGGAGGUGUGUAUAAGCCAGAGCCACUCAGAGACAUGUGGUGGGCGCUGCUGUCCACGGGCGUCCUCUUCCUCUACCACUUUUUGUUCCUCCAGGGCCUUGGAAUGUUGACAGAAGUGAAUCUGAACAACAUGCUGUGUCCUGCUGUCUCUGACCCCUUCUAUGGACCAUGGUACCGAGUGUGGGCGACGGGCCACCAGACUGCACUGACGUUAUUGCACGGCAAGGCUCUGACCAUCCUCUCGCAGCACACCGCUCCCACAUGCCGCUAUUUAUUGGAUAUAGCACAUCUACGCAACAAGAAGUAGUACUAUUAUCAUCAUCAUCACACUUACA